AAUGACGUCACGUUACCGUAGAAACAGAGGAGCGUCGGAGUUCAGCUAAGAGCUAAGAAAACGUGAUAACCUGAGCUCUGUAACUCUUCUUAAUUUUCGUUCUAACGCUACGGACUCUCUGCGAAGGCUGUGUAACAGGCAGAGAUGGAGGAGGAGGUGGUGCUGGAUCUGAAGAGGCAGCUGGAGGGUGGAGACCUGAACGCGGAGCAGAGAGUCCGCCUGCUAAACAACAGCCUGAACAAGGCGGUGAACAUGGCGGCGCUGGAGACGGACGGCGGCCUUGUGUUGACAGCUGUGAAGUCUCGCCUGUAUCUGGGCGGACUUCUGAGUCACUGCAUCCCCCUCAUGACUCAAUAUCCCAGAAUGCAACAGGGAAACUGGGCCGCCGUGGCCCGGCUGGCCCAGCUCACCAGUGUCUGCUGCGUGGGGGUGGAGCCUGGAGAACAAUCGCAGGCUUUUCAUAGGCUGUUCCUGCCGUCAGUCAUGGAUGGACUCCUGUCAUUGGCCGCUCAGCUGAUGAGGCGGGAACAAUGUGUGUCUCUCCUCAGGAAGGUUAUGGACUCAGUGUGCUGGCUGCUCAGAGCUCACCCCCAGCUCACCACACAGGUUCUCAGCUCCGAGCACUACGAGCAGAUCCAGGUGUGUGACGACGACAGCGUGACCCUGCUCUGUGUGCAGAUGUGGAUUCAGACCUGCACUGCCAGCAGGGACUUCCUGUCCGAGCUCUCCGAUGACUCCGCCCUGUUGCUGCUCAAUGAGGCCGUCGGCCAAUUAGCUGUCAGCUCUGCCUCCUCAGUGGGCGGGGCCUCCGUUAGACUCAUCCUGCUGAUGGCCAAUCAGCAGGAGGCUCGUGUGAAGCCCCUCCUCCUCAGCUUCAGAGGUCUGGACAGCCUAUUGGAUAAAGACUGGAGGGGGCGGGGCUUCGAACAAGAGGUGGAUCAACUGAUCGCAAUCAUCCAAUCAGACGCAAGGAGUCUCCCCCAGGUGUGUUCUGAGCGUGUGCGGGCGGCGUGUUUGAUCCAGGCGGCGUGGAGGUCGUUUCAGACGAGGCGCCGCCUGAGGAGCCUGAGCCGAGUGGUGAGCCAGCUGCAGAGGAGAUACAGGGCUCGCAGGAGGAGGCAGCUGCAGCAGCAGGAGGUGCAGCGAGGAGAGGAGGAACUCAGCUUUCAGGUGUUUAUGAGGCGUCUGCAGGCCAGGAGGAAGUUCCACCAGAAACAGAGCCAGCUGCUGCAGCUACUUCCUCCUGACCAGGUGCAGUGGUACCUGCAGGAGUGUGAGCGUCGGGCGGCUGUGGUGAUCCAGAGCUCCUGGAGAGGCUUCAGAGAGAGACGACGCUACAACACACACAGACACACACACACUCAGCAGCGAGCCGCCAAGACCCUGCAGAGAGUGGUGCGUCUCUUCCUGCAGAACCGGCGAGCAGCGAAGGCCCCGCCCACCACGUCUCUCUGGAUUGGUCAGAAGGGUUUGACGGACAGCAGGAGGGCGGAGCUACAGAGACAGGUGGAGGAACAGCUGUCUCUGCGUCCUCUUGGGUCCUGUGUGUCCCGUCAGGAGUGUGAGGGUCUCCAUCAGGAGGUCCAGUUGCUGCUGUUGCAGAGGAGACACCAGAAUGCGGGGGGGCAGAGGCUGGAGACACUGCUGGCUCACACACACACACAGCUGGAAAAACUCAGAGAUGCCCCCCCUCUCUCUGUCGUCAUGGCAACAGUCGCAGACUCCUUCCUGAGCCCCUCGGGUCCCAUUGGCGCCCGAGCCCGCGUCUCCCACAAUGCACUGCUGCAGGCGGGCCGGCUGCCCUGGUGGAGGACACUGGGCGACGACACGUUUAGCCCCGCCCACCUGCAGGGCCUGGAGGCGGAGCUUGGGGGACUGUUUGUGGGGGGGGCAGCGGGGGUCAAAAUUUAAAUUCAAAUUUGUUUGUCUACAUUGUAUACAGUUCUUAUUUUGUUGUCUUUUUAAAUCUUAUAAAUGCUACAGUGUUCCAAAAAAU
This is a messenger RNA of Eleginops maclovinus (Patagonian blennie), 1996 nucleotides long. RefSeq names its product IQ calmodulin-binding motif-containing protein 1-like. The record is from RefSeq and is a predicted model, not a curated record. Gene Ontology annotation, cellular component: cilium. The transcript has 14 exons. The coding region runs from base 145 to 1911 and encodes 588 amino acids. Gene Ontology annotation, molecular function: calmodulin binding. Lineage: Eukaryota; Metazoa; Chordata; Actinopteri; Perciformes; Eleginopidae. Gene Ontology annotation, biological process: cilium assembly.